UCAACAUGUUCAACAGAAUCCUCCAUUUGGGAAAGAGUCAGACACAAUAUUCAACGGCAGCAAAUCUCAGAGUCGUUCUAUGUGAGGUCUUGUCACGCUAUACAUCACAGCCUGGUCUUGGCGAAGGGAAGAUGGCAGCCAGUAUCCACAGGACGUUCUGCUCUACCAACUUGUCUCUUUUAGAGUCAUUUACCCAAGAGUUCAGAAAUCAGCUCUCUCAGGUGCAACUCAACCCUGAAUACCAGGCAGUGUUUGUCAAAGAAAUGGUCUCAUUACUAUUGCUCAUUUCUCAAGUGCAGAAUGACACCUCUUUGUGGCAUCUUCUUUUGCUGGCCCCAGACGUGUUUCAGGACAGCAUGCAGCUGCAAGACAUAUUUGAUAAUCUUCAGAAUGCAAGCAGUGUUGUGUUGGCAGCUCCAAAUGUCUCGGAGUUGAUUGUGACUGAAGAUAGAUUCAGAAAAGCUCAAGACAGGAUUGCAGAUCCUCUGUUUCCCCUGAACUGCUUGGAGCAAGAUAAGGAAGGAAGUUCAAUGACCAGAGAGAUUUGUGACGUGUUUUUUAACCGGAAAUUCAACCAGACUUUAGAAUCUGAUUUCAAAUCCUUCAAGGAAGUUUUGAGAAAAUUCAAGUUACCAGAGAUUGGUGGAAGAGAUUCCAAGAGAUCCAUUAAUUCAGAUGAUUUAGAAGCCAUACAAAAGUCUCUGUAUCGUUUAAAAGGCUUAGAAGAAAAAAUGAAUAGAAGUGAAUUAGAAAGCUUAAACGUAUUCAGAAAUUUAAAGAAUGAAACAUUACAGAAACUGUAUGCAAUUCUUGAACUGGGAAUGAAUCCACAUGAUGAUUAUAAAUUAAAAGAAUCAUAUAAUAAGGAAAUAAUUGAUGAAAUCUAUAACUUCACAUCACUGCAAUUACUAAGCAACUUUAAUGGGACAUCCAUUUUCAAUAUAAUGGUACAAUGGAAAGAAAUUCAGAGUGCUUUAAAAUUAGCAGCUAUGAUUUGGAAUCCAGAUUUGUUAAAUAAUUCUAAUUUUAGUACAGAACAAACUAAGGAUGCUCUCCAAAUGUUCCUCUCCACUAACAUGCUACCAUUUCUGGAAGACUUAAGAGACCAUUUAAAUAAAAUACAAGAAAUAUCAUCUUUAUUUUCUGACCAUUUGCUUAAACCAGUGUCCUACAAAAACUUUCCAGACCAGCUCCAAGCUCUCCAGAAAAUGUUUUUCAUGAUGACAAAUACAAACAUAGGUUACCGGUACCUGCUGGCGCCUGUAUUUGAACUGAUGCGGAGAGUAGAAAGCUCCAUGGGUGAAGCCCGCUGGCAUGAGUUGAAUGUCUACUGGCGCAUGGGGGAAAAACUAAGGUCAAUGAGUUGGAAUAUCACAGGCAUCGUGGCUUACCAGCAAUUUUUAGAUGUAUUAAACAGCCAUUUGCAUAAACUGAAUAAUAAUUCAAAUGGCUUCUUCAGUGAAGAAACGGAUCGAUUGUCAGAAUUUGUAACAGCCGUGUUUAAAGAGUUUGAGGAAGGCUCUGAGACAGCCAAUAUCUCACUGGUCACUCAAGCCAUACAGAAGACCUUGUAUGUGUUAAAAGACUUACAGCUGCAUUAUAAUAUCAGCAAGUUAAAAUAUAUAGAUCUGUUCUUUAGUUUUGACAAUAAAAUCUUUGACAACUUGUCUGAACUACUGAGGUUAGGAAUUAAAAUCCUUCAUUAUACAGCUACAGGGGAUGCUUCCGGUGAAGGAAAAGUUGAACCUCUGUAUAGUUUAACACGUCUUCUCCUGCAAGAGUUCAAUGAGUUUAUCUUACAGCACAAUGCUUCAUUACAGGCAAAAAUAUGGGACUACUUACAUUCAGCCUUGAUACCAUUCUUUGAUAAUAACAGUGAUUAUAAGGCACUCCAAAACUGCUCUGCUCAAGACGUUCUCCAUAUAACGUUUCGGAUGCUGUUUGAAAAUGUCACUCUAAGCGAAUCCCUAGCCAGGAGCCCCUGCGAGACCCUCUUUGCUGCCAUGGACGUGGACAGUGGAGCAGUGGCCAAUGCAACCUUUACCGAAGCUUUGCAACUUGCCAUAACGAACCUGAGGCUGUCUCCGGAGUUUGAUGCUGUCUACAAGCACAACAGGGAGCGUUUUUCCAAGGAGCUGUCGUGCAUCAUCCAGUCCUUACAGUUUUCCCUGAGUUUCCUCUCGAGAUUAGACCUUGUCUCUGAGCAGCAUUCCUCUUGGAUACAGCAGAAGAUCAAGGCUCUGGCUGCUGUUACGGAGGGGCUGCUGUUGAGUAACGCGUCCUGCCCUGUCCCUGUGCUGCAGGAUGUGGGUGGUGUGCUCCCAUCACAGCUUUUGAACGUCCUCAUUCCUUUCAUGCUAAACGAAACGGGCUUCAAUUCCCUCAAUUUCUCAGGCAGCCCCACAGACUGGCAUAAGCUGCCUCUGUUUUCCCAUCUGUUACCGAGUUUUUCCAUUUGGAAUAGUAGUGUAUAUGAACUGCUGCAGAUGCCCGGAAACGCUUCCGACCCGUCUGAAUGGAGACAUUUCUCGCAGCUGUGGAACGCCACUGGCAAUGUGUUGACCACCAAAUGGAACUUAACAGAAGUGGAUGAAUAUGUGAAACUCCUGGAAGUUAUGAAAAAAGCUCUAAUUCUUGUCGACAUUGGGGUAGAUCCCAGAAAAACAGAAGUAUUUCAAAUUCUUCGUAAUACCAGCGGAGUAAUGAACUCGUCCAAUCUGAAGGAUUUGAAUAGUUCCCUAAAACUUCUUCUCAAUUCAACUUUUGCUGCAAACAGCACGGUGGACUUGGAAAGAAUAUUUCAAGAAAUUGCCUCACUGUAUGAGAUUGCUGGUGAAAGACUGUUCUAUCCUAACCCCUAUGGGAAAGAAAAUCAGGAUGUUCUAACUAUGGCUGUAACAAUUUGGAAUCAGAUCAUUUUAAAUAGGACUCAUUUUAAUACAGAGAAAGCAUGGGAGAUUAUUAAAAUGAUAGCACUUCAUGCAGUCCCCCUUGAAGACAUAGAGGUGUCAUCCUUAUUUUCCGAUUUCUUGCUGGCCCCCGUAACUUCUGAGAACUUUGCAGAACAGCUCUCGGCCCUUGAGGAGCUUCUUGCUGCCGUGGCAAAGGUGAACACCAGCAGUCACUAUCUGCUGAUCUCUUCUUUGUCUAAACUAAUGCAGAGACUCCAGAGCUCUUCUCACGGAAGCCAGGGAAGUGAACUUCAUCAUUUUGGGCAGAUUACUGCAAUUCUGCAGUCCAUGAAGGGGAAUAGCAUAGACAGUCUUACUUCCCAGUCACUUCUAAGCCUACUGCAAAAUCAGUUUAAAACCAUGAAAAAUGAUUCCAGUCUUCCUUUCAGUAGAGAAAUGAAGCAGCUGAUAAGCAUUCUAUCUGACAUAUUUGAGGUAUAUGCUGAAGAGGAUUCCAGAGGCUCCAACAUCUCCAUAUAUUCACAGGCCAUACAAAAGAGUAUAUUCUUUUUGAAAGAAUUGCAGAAUAGUUAUAAUAUCAGUGAUCUUGAAAAUAUCAAUAUAUUAUUUGAUUUUUAUAGUAAAUAUGCCCAGAGGAUGUUUGAAAUAUGGAGAAUAGGAAUGAAAAUUCUUCAUGAUACCAACAUAAACAAAACAUUGGAAGAAAAAAUGAGCCUUAUCUAUCGUUCUUCUAAUUGGCUCCUGCAGAAGGAGUUUGGUGAGUCUUCCUUACAGCCUGGUACUUCAUUGGAAUCAAAAGUGGUGGAUCUCUUGUUUUUAGCUUUGAGUCCUUUCCUCAGGGAUAGUGACAGUAAUUAUGAGAUGCUCCAAAACUGCUCUGCUCAAGACGUUCUCCACAUAACACUUCGGAUGCUGUUUGAAAAUGCCACUCUGAGUGAGUGCGUAGCCCUGCGAGGCCCCUGCGAGGCCCUCUUUGCUGCCAUGGACGUGGACAGUGGAGCAGUGGCCAAUGCAACCUUUACCGAAGCUUUGCAACUUGCCAUAACAAACCUGAGGCUGUCUCCGGAGUUUGAUGCUGUCUACAAGCACAACAGGGAGCGUUUUUCCAAGGAGCUGUCGUGCAUCAUCCAGUCCUUACAGUUUUCCCUGAGUUUCCUCUCGAGAUUAGACCUUGUCUCUGAGCAACAUUCCUCUUGGAUACAGCAGAAGAUCAAGGCUCUGGCUGCUGUUACGGAGGGGCUGCAGUUGAGUAACGUGUCCUGCCCUGUCCCUGUGCUGCAGGAUGUGGGUGGUGUGCUCCCAUCACAGCUUUUGAACGUCCUCAUUCCUUUCAUGCUAAACGAAACGGGCUUCAAUUCCCUCAAUUUCUCAGGCAGCCCCACAGACUGGGGUAACUUCUCUGCACUCCUCAGAAUGGCUCAGAAUGAAAUGCAGAGGCUCCAGGUCACCUUCAGUCUCACUGACUGGAGUUACUCCUCACGCAUUUGGGAGGUGGUUGACAGUGUGCUAAACACCAAAUGGAAUCUAACAGAAGUGGCUGCCUACAUGAAGUUGUUGGAAGCACUGAUGCACAAUCCUGCCAACAAUGCAUCAGCUCUAGAAAUCAUAGAAGCCGGUCGCUCCAUUCUCAAGAGGCUGCACUCCUCUGAGCUGCUAACUAAAUUGAAUAUAGGCUCCAGCUCAGCUUCACUCUCCAACAAAACUGGUUUCGACAGUGUGAUCAGCAUUGUUGCCAAUCAUUUCAUUGCUAGAGCAGAAACCCUGUUCAACAAAACCCUACCUUGGACUCAGAGUGACCAAAUCCUAUCUCCAGCCAAUCUGAUCACACGAUUUCUGUUUUUAGAAUUUGAAAACACCAUCUUACAGAUGACAGUGAAUAGCAGCUACAAUCCUUACCUGAUGUGUUUAAUAAAUGCCACUGAAACUGAAGACAGCAAUUUGACAGAAAGCAUCACACUGCUUUUAAAGAAAACUCAUCUGAAAAAUGACCCUUUCAUGCAAAAUAAUACUUCUGAGAAACAUUCAUCCAUACCAGAGCUCCUGAAGCUAAAAAUAUCUCGCCUCCGGGAUCUGACAAGACUUCUUUGUGACUACGAGAGUUUUGAGUCAAUUCAGCGUAUUUGCCAUCUCCCUAAUGUUAGCUUUGGAGACCUGUGUGAGCAGAGUGAAUCUCAUGAGCAGCUCCUCCGCACUAUUGAACUAAGCAAUCAGUUUGUGGCCAAUGUACUGAAUCACAGAAGAGUCUCUCAAGAACUUCAAGAUAUUCUAAUUGGGGAUGCCACAAACAUCCAGUCACAAGUGAAGUGGUUUCAAGAAAAUGUACCAGAAAUUGCUUUCUUCCAAGAGAUUCCUCAGUAUAUGACUACUUUGGAUUCCAUGUUGAACAUCACUGAGAAUUUAAGAGAUACUAGUGAGCAAGAAAAGCUGAGAGAGAUGUUUAAAAAUGUGGAGCAGCUCAAAGAGGAUCUCAGAAAUACAACAGGAAUGUCCGUAGCCGGCAUUGAUGCUCUCCUGGAAGCAUCUCUUCCAGAAAACAUAACUCAGCUGAUUUCUCAGAUCUUCCAGCUAGAGUCUUGUACUGUCCAUCCUGCUGACACACAGCUGCAAAGAGUAGCAGAGGAGUUCUGCAAUCUCUCCCUUUCAGAGCGGAGUCGUAAGACAUACAUCCUGGGAGUCACUCUCUUACGACAUUUAGACAUUUACAAUUUCCUGUACAAGAUGUUUUUCCCGAAGGAACUCCAAAAACCUGUGGACAAGAUGUUAGGCCUUCUGACACAAAUGAAGUAUUUCAGGCACCAGGUUGAAUCUGGCAUGCAUCCACUGCUACAAGCUAUUCAUUCACUCAACAAGCUCCGACAGUCUAGAAAUGUGCCUUUGUCUAAGGCCAUAUCAAAAUCAAACAACUUUAAGGUAACACAUGGAACAUUUAAAUCUAUGUCAAAAGUUCUCUGCAACCAGGAGAUUGCACCCUUGUUUUUUGAGUCUCUGCUUCCUGAUUUCGGAGACCCUGUAGGCAACAGCUCAUCCAUUGAGGAUGUCUAUGUCCAAAAACUGAUAAGGAAAUAUGGAAUUCCUCAUGAUUCCACACCAUUCUGUUUAUCCUUUUACCUGGACUUGGUCAAGACCCCAACUGGUGCUUUAAUUUGGUCUUUCCUAAAACCAAUGGUUCUUGGGAAGAUCCUUUAUACACCAGAUACUCCAGGAACUCGAGCAAUCAUGGAGAAGUCUAAUACAACACUGACGCAGAUGGCUGACCUGUCACUGAAGUCCCAGGAAUGGCUGGACAAGUCUCCUGUCAUCAUGAAUUCACUGACAAAGUUAAACCAAACAAUUCCGAUUAUCAAGAAUGCCCUGCAGAAUCCGUUUGUGCAGGUUUUUAUCAAGCUCAUGGUGGACUUGGAUGCAGUUGAACUGCUGGAUCAAAUAAAUGAGCUGGAUAAUAUUCGAUUGGAAUUACAGAACAACGCCGACAUUGUCCAUCAGUUGAAUACGUUAGCUACGCUUGCUGUGAAUGUGUCCUCAUGUGUCUCAUUUAAUCGCAUUCAAGCAGCCAAAAGCUUGGAGGAAAUGGAAAUGAUGGCCAAAGAGCUCUUUUUGAAGAAUGAACUUUUUGCAAGUAUCAUUUUCAAGCUGCCUUCAAGUCAUAGUGACCCUCAGCAUGUUCUCCCUCCGGUGCUCAAUUACACCAUCCGAAUGAGCAGCAGGAUUACCCAAACCACCAACAGAAUAAGGGAGCGGAUCUGGACAGUGGGUCCGCACAAUUCAACCUCGCAGAGCCAGAUUUACAGCCGGGCCUUUAUCUAUAUCCAGGACAGCAUUGAAAGAUCCAUUAUUGAAUUACAGACUGGGAAGAGGCUGGAGGAUGUAGCUGUUCAAGUCCAGGCCAUGCCUUACCCCUGCUAUAAUAAGGAUAUGUUCUUAACCAGCGUGACCUACUCUCUUCCAUUUGCUCUGAUGGCUGCCUGGGUGCUGUUUAUAGCUGAUUUUGUUAAAACACUUGUUCAAGAGAAAGAUCUGAGGCUUUAUGAGUACAUGAAGAUGAUGGGCGUUAAUGCCAGCAGCCAUUUCAUCGCCUGGUUCAUAGAGUGUGCCAUCUUCCUUUUAAUCACUGUCACCUUCCUCGUCAUCGUUCUGAAAGCAGGUGACAUCCUUCCAAAAACAAACACAGCCCUCCUGUUCCUGUACCUUAUGGACUACAGCCUCUCCAUCAUCGCCAUGAGCUACUUCAUUAGUGUUUUCUUCAACAACACCAACAUAGCAGCCUUGGUGGGCAGUCUUGUGUACAUCCUCACCUUCUUCCCCUUCAUAGUGUUGCUUGUCAUUGAGAAUCACUUGAGCUUCUCUGUGAAGAGCCUACUGAGCCUGUUGUCUCCAACAGCAUUCAGUUAUGCAAGUCAAUACAUUGCUCGAUAUGAGGCCCAGGGCAUAGGUCUGCAGUGGGACAACAUGUAUAAAUCUCCAAUGAUUGGAGACAACACUUCCUUUGGCUGGAUGUGCUGGCUUAUCCUGAUAGAUUCUCUCAUUUACUUCAUUCUGGGAUGGUAUAUAAGGAAUGUUUUCCCAGGAAGAUACGGUAUGGCUGCUCCCUGGUAUUUUCCAUUGCUUCCGUCUUACUGGAUUGAGUACAAUGGUUAUAUCCCCUUCUGGAAUGAGAAACGAAGAGCCUUUCUCUUCACCAAACUGCUGUUAAGGAAAGAAGCCACCAUCAGCAAUAAGAUAUGUGCACCCCCUCCUCACCUCGAACCGGAGCCCACUGACCUCACCUUAGGAGUCUCCCUCAAUGGCAUAACCAAGAUCUAUGGAUCCAAAGCUGCUGUGGAGAACCUCAGCCUAAACUUCUAUGAAGGGAACAUCACUUCCCUGCUGGGACACAAUGGAGCAGGGAAGACUACGACCAUAUCUAUUUUGACCGGGCUGUUCCCUACAUCAUCGGGUACUAUUGUUGUCUAUGGCAAGGACAUCCAGACUGACCAGGAGGUUAUCAGGAAGAACAUGGGGGUGUGUAUGCAACACAACGUGCUGUUCAACUACCUCACCACAAAGGAGCACUUGCUGCUCUAUGGGUACAUCAAAGUUCCUCAUUGGAGUAAAGAGGAGCUCUACCACGAAGUGAACAGGACGUUGAAGGAGACUGGACUGUAUGGCCAUCGUCAUAAACUAACUGGCUCCCUGUCUGGGGGGAUGAAGAGGAAGUUGUCAAUAGCUAUUGCUCUCCUGGGCGGAUCAAGAGUGGUGAUACUGGAUGAACCAACCACAGGGGUGGAUCCAUGCUCUCGGAGGAGUAUUUGGGAAAUCAUCUCCAAGAAUAAAAAAGGCAGAACCAUUAUUCUCUCAACGCAUCACUUGGAUGAAGCAGAAGUGCUGAGUGACCGAAUUGCCUUCCUAGAGCAUGGAGGGCUCAAAUGCUGUGGGUCACCGUUCUAUCUCAAGGAAACCUUUGGUGAUGGGUACCACCUGACUCUCACCAAAAAGAAGAACAUGAUAGAGGAGUGUGAUACAGCAGCAGUGACUUCCCUGAUCCAGUCACACCUCCCUGAGGCUUAUCUCAAGGAGGAUAUUGGUGGAGAACUUGUGUAUGUGCUUCCACCUUUCAAGUCGACAGUCUCUGGGGCCUACCAGGCACUUCUCAGAGCUCUUGAUACCAGUCUGAAUGAUCUUCACCUUGGUUGCUAUGGGAUUUCAAACACAACUGUGGAAGAGGUGUUUCUCAAUCUGACAAAAGAGCUAGGAAACGGCCAGCAAGAAGAUACUGAAUUGCCCCAACAGCUGCCUGGAUCCAGUGGCCAAAUGGGCAGUGAUGCGAUGUCUGUGAGCACAGAUACCUUCACGGAAAGAGAUGAUCAGCUCCUGAUCAGAUCCAAAAGCCUGAAGGGUUUGCCCUUGCUGCUCAAGAAGACCUCAGCUCUGUUCAUUAAGAGGUUCCACCACACCCGCCGGGAUGUCAGAGGCUUCAUUGCUCAGGUCAUCCUCCCAGUCCUCUUUGUGACAGCUGCCAUGGGGCUUGGGACGCUGAGAACUAAAGAGACUGAAUAUCCAGAACUGAUUCUUUCCCCUUCCUUGUAUGGCACAGCUGACCAGGCAGAUUUCUUUGGGAAUUUUAAUGAAACCACAGAUGCUUUAGUUGCUUCAAUGCUUUCUUUCCCUGGAACAGAUAACACAUGCAUGAAUGAAAGCGACUCGCAGUGUUUAACGGAGGACAUGCUUGGCCAGUGGAUUACCAACGGAGAUGAGAGCGGCAAGUAUUCUGCCUGCAACUGUACAGAUGGCAUCCAGACUUGCCCACCAAUGAACUAUUCUGCCCCUCACCGAAGAACCUUCUCCACACGGAUGCUUUAUAACCUCACAGGGCACAAUGUGGAGACCUACAUCCUGGCAACUACCAAAGAUUUCCUGCAAAAACGAUAUGGUGGCUGGAGCUUCGGGCUGCCUCUGACUCCAGAUCUCCAGUUUGAUAUCAGGCCUGUGCCCCCCAACAGGACAUUGACUAAGGUAUGGUACAACCCAGAAGGCUAUCACAGCCUUCCAGCCUACUUGAACAGCUUGAACAACUUCCUUCUUCGAGCUAACCUGCCAAAAAAUGAGACUUCCAGAUAUGGUAUUUUCUUAUCAGCUCAUCCAUAUCCUGGAGGACAGAGUCAAGAACAAGUAAUGCUGAACAGCUUGCUUGAUAUCAUCGUUUCAAUGUCUGUUCUGGUCGGCUACUCUAUCACAACAGCCAGUUUUGUGCUAUAUGUGGUGAAAGAGCAUCAAACCAAGGCCAAACAACUGCAGCAUAUUUCAGGCAUCGGAAUGACAAGUUAUUGGCUCACUAACUUCGUUUACGAUCUGGUACUCUUUAUGGUCCCUAUUGGACUCUCAAUAGGAGUUAUUUCAGCCUUUCAGAUACCAGCUUUCUGCAACAAUAAUAACUUACUGGCUGUAUUUCUUCUGCUGUUACUGUUUGGAUACGCAACAUUUUCAUGGAUGUACCUGCUGGCUGGGUUCUUCAAAGAAACAGGAAUGGCCUUCAUCGUUUAUGUCUGUGUCAACUUGUUUUUUGGCAUCAAUACCAUCAUUACCCACUCAGUUGUGUUCCUGCUCUCCCAAGAAAAGGCCACAGACCAGGGCUUGCGUGACCUCGCAGAAAACUUGAGGCACGCAUUCCUUCUGUUCCCACAAUUUUGCUUUGGCUAUGGCUUGAUUGAGCUGUCACAGGAUCAGGCCCUGCUGGGCUUCUUGAAAGCCUAUGGAGUAGACUACCCCGACAAAACCUUUGAGCUGGACAAGACCACAUCCAAGCUUCUCGCCAUGUUUAUCCAGGGCACUUUGUUCUUUGCUAUCCGUCUCAUCGUUCAUGAUGGGAUGAUGCAGAAAGUCUGGAGCAACGUAUUAGAAUUCCUGUUUGACAGUGUGCACGGCAAGGCGUCGCUUUUGCCACCCAUGGCUGAAGAAGAUGAGGAUGUCCGGGGAGAGAGGCUCCGAGUGGAGUCUGGCAAAGCUGAUUUUGAUGUGGUACAGCUCCAGAAUCUCACAAAGAUCUACCACCUCCCUCACAAACGCAUUGUGGCUGUGAAAAACAUCAGUCUGGGAAUUCCUGCUGGAGAGUGCUUUGGCCUGCUUGGUGUGAAUGGUGCUGGAAAAACAACCAUCUUCAAGAUGCUGACAGGUGACAUUGGAGCUUCCAGCGGAAGGUUGCGGGUCCAGGACAAUUCUGGGUCCUUGAACGACAUUGGUGAGGCACACUGGUCUCUCUUUGGCUACUGUCCCCAAGAAGAUGCCUUGGAUGAGCUGCUGACAGUGGAAGAGCACAUGUAUUACUAUGCUAGGCUUCAUGGCAUUCCCGAGAGAGACAUCAAAGGAAUUGUACUCCAGCUUCUCCACAGGCUCAAUCUGAUGGCCUACAAAGACAGAGUCACCUCUAUGUGCAGUUAUGGCACCAACAGAAAACUCUCAACUGCUCUGGCUCUCAUCGGGAAUCCAUCAAUUCUGUUGCUGGAUGAACCAAGUUCUGGAAUGGAUCCAAAUGCAAAGCGCCACCUCUGGAAAAUCAUCAGUGAGGAAGUGCAGAACAAAUGCUCAGUCAUACUCACAUCCCACAGCAUGGAGGAAUGUGAAGCCCUCUGUACCAGGCUGGCUAUUAUGGUGAAUGGAAGUUUUCAGUGCAUUGGCUCCCUGCAGCAUAUCAAGAGCAGGUUUGGAAGAGGAUUCACUGUGAAGAUGCACUUAAAUAGCAACACAGUUAGCACAGAGAUGCUGACACAAUUUAUGAAGUCACACUUCCCAAAUACAUGCCUGAAGGAUCGGCAUUUCAACAUGGUGGAGUAUCAUGUACCAGUCUCUGCAGGAGGGGUAGCAAACAUAUUUGAUCUUCUGGAAAGCAACAAAGCAGCUUUCAAAAUUAGGCACUUCUCAGUGAGUCAAACAACAUUAGAGGAGGUUUUCAUCAACUUCGCUAAAGAUCAAGCAGAUCCUGACAGUGCGGAUGCCAGUCCUGAUGUGACAUCAAGCAUGACCUGCUGUGAAACAAGCAGCCAAAGCAGCACCAUAAGCUCCAUCUACUGAAGGGACCCCACCACAGGGUAUCAAAGGCUGGCAAUAGACCUGAGGACUCCAGGGAUUUCUUCCUGCCCUGUUUUGAAUUAUUUUAGGAUAGUGGGAAUAAAAAAGCCGCGUUUUCCUAAAGUACUUUUUAUUUUGUUUUCAUAUGCACAUGUUUUGUUACUAGGACCAUGGUAGAUGGUUAAAUCUGGCAUACUUAUUUACAAAUCAGAUUGGUCUUUCCACAGGUUCUUUUUCCCCCCUGCCUUUUCCUCCCAGUUCUUGUUUUCCGAUUGCUUUUCUGCCUGUGAGGACUUGGCUGACAUGACCUGCUCUGGCUGCUAGUGGGAUGGCCGUGAGGGAGCAGAGCUGCUGUCGGCGGUGCAGGGCCCUUGGCACGGGCCGUCCCACCGCAGCCCUCUCUGGAAACCCACGCUCUGCUCCGGGCUCAGACAGCCUUGCUGCUCCCCAUGGGGAAGUCGCUCAUUUUGGACAGUUCCCCGCCAGUAAAACGGGGUUCCUGGCGCUGCCCUACCUCGCAGGGGUGUUGUGAGGAUGUAGGUGUUACGUGCUGUGAGCUGCAUAUGCUACAUAAAGCUUAGCUGUACAUGUGGGUUAUGU
Messenger RNA from Nothoprocta perdicaria, 12050 nucleotides. It is a transcript of the gene ABCA12, whose product is annotated as ATP binding cassette subfamily A member 12. Gene Ontology annotation, molecular function: ABC-type transporter activity; ATP binding; ATP hydrolysis activity. Gene Ontology annotation, cellular component: intracellular membrane-bounded organelle; membrane. The coding region runs from base 6 to 11453 and encodes 3815 amino acids. Gene Ontology annotation, biological process: transmembrane transport; lipid transport. The record is from RefSeq and is a predicted model, not a curated record. The transcript is spliced from 50 exons. Lineage: Eukaryota; Metazoa; Chordata; Aves; Tinamiformes; Tinamidae.